This is a messenger RNA of Limanda limanda (common dab), 1836 nucleotides long. It is a transcript of the gene abhd15a, whose product is annotated as abhydrolase domain containing 15a. Gene Ontology annotation, molecular function: short-chain carboxylesterase activity; monoacylglycerol lipase activity. The coding region runs from base 304 to 1836 and encodes 510 amino acids. The transcript has 3 exons. Lineage: Eukaryota; Metazoa; Chordata; Actinopteri; Pleuronectiformes; Pleuronectidae. The record is from RefSeq and is a predicted model, not a curated record.
CACACACAGUCGGAACUGAGCUAAACAAAGAGAGACUCGCAUCCUUUAUUUUAAGAAAGAUGGAAACAUGACGUCGGAUUCGGAGCGACCUGGAAACGCAGAGUAGGCGAGGAACGCACGCCGGUGACGAGGACGAGGAACUGGUGCGUCUUUGGCUCCGGAGGCACCAAACUUCAGUAAGGAGCUGAUCCAUUUAGAAGAAGCAGCUUCUCUGCGAGACUGAGCAUGACUCUGACCUCUCUUGCACAUCUCUGAUUACAUUGUGCUCUGAAGUGUGGGGAACGUGCGUGUCUAACCGUGCAAAUGCUGGGAUGGCUCGUGGCUCUGUGCGUUGUGAUCCUGGUGGUCCUGAUACGGCCGGGCUCCAAAUAUUUUGGCACCGAGAGCCCCCCGGAUGCUCUGCUCCACGGACUGGGGAUUCCACAGCAGGCGGUCAGGGACAAGUCCGGGGGGUGCGUCCCGGAGCCGGAGGAGAGGGACGAUGGAACAGCGCGCACCGUGGCACUGAUCUGCAAACCCUCCGCGCUGGCCAACUACCUCCUGAAGCACUGCAGGACUUUCAGCCACUACGCGCCGUGCGUCGGCUGGACGUGGCGGGCCAGCGCCUUCCUGCACAGCGCGUACGAGGCGUGCUGGCCCUACGACUGUCCGGUCCAGUUCGUGCGGAACAACCUGCAGCUGAGCGACGACGGGCUGGUGGCCCUGGACUGGGCUGUGCCAUCCUACCAGAAGCGACGCAGAACUUCCAGCCACUCCACCAGUCCCAUUCUCCUCAUCAUCCCCAACUCCUUUGGGAAAAUCACUAGGAACGUGUUGAAGUUGUGUGAAGCGGCCCUGUCCCACGGCUACCUUCCUGCCAUCUUCAACCGCCGCAGCCACAACAGCACGCCGCUCACCACCCUCAAGCUGCAGCAGUUUGGAGACCCGGCGGAUCUGCGCGAGGCCGUGCGCUACAUUCGCCACAGGCAGCCGGCCGGGAGACUGUACGCAGUGAGCGAGAGCAGCGGGUCAGGCCUCCUCCUGUCGUACCUGGGGGAGUGCGGAUCGUCGAGUUACGUGACGGCAGCCGUCUGCCUGUCGCCCAUGUUCCGCUGCCAGAGCUGGUUUGAGAACGGGCUGUGCUGGCCCCUGCAGUGGGCACUGGUGCUCUACCAGAAGAUUGGUCUCAGCAGGUACAGGACGGUGCUGGGAGAGACUAUACAGACAGACACCCUGUUUUCUAGCUGUUCCUUGCGCAGCCUGGAGGAGGCGCUGUUCUGUCAGACUGGACAUACAGGCCCUGCACCAUCAGCAGCAGUAGCAGCAGCUACAGGAAGCAGUGGUAGCACCAAUACAUCAGGUACCUGGGAGGCUUACUGGGAACAUAACGAGCCCUUGAGAGACGUGGACGAAGUGGCCAUUCCUGUUCUGAGCUUGUGCGCUCGGGACGACCCGGUCCGCGGGGACACCCACUCCACCAUACCCUUGGAACUCUUUGAGACCAACCCACAUUUUUUUCUCCUCCUAACGGACCGUGGAGGUCACUGUGGUUUCUCCACCCAGUCUGAGGAGAGUGGUGCUGGUGCACUAAGUGCAGCCGGCACUCCGGCCGUGCCGAGCCGUGGGACCAGUUGGAGCCACAGAGCUCUGCUGGAAUUCUUCCGGGCGACCACAGACUUCUUUGCCGCUGAGGAGAGAGCAAAGCAGCUCGCCGCCAGGAGGAGGGGGCUGGGCGGGGGGGCAGGGGCAGGGGGCAGGUUUUUCCGGCACCGCAGUGUCAGCACAUGUAAAAAGGUGCCAGCGUGUUCCCAUAAUAUCCACGCCAUUUACAACUGGCAGAGGUCCUACACACGAUGA